Messenger RNA from Knipowitschia caucasica, 489 nucleotides. The record is from the annotation of a GenBank genome assembly. NCBI's taxonomy places the organism in Eukaryota, Metazoa, Chordata, Actinopteri, Gobiiformes, Gobiidae.
AUGAGAUUAGAACUCAUGAUAGAAGUCGACUCAAAACAAAAAGUUGAAGUGUACAGAUCGGGGCGCACCUUUCAUCAGACCUCAUCUUCAGCUGCUCCUGGAGGCCCGGGCAUGGACAAGAACCGGGGUUUGUUCACUGACGACUUUGGCUCCUUCAUGAGACCUGGGAAUGACGCCUUCUCCGGGGGCGCAGGAAACAUCAAGACUCUGGGAGACUCGUAUCAGUUCACUGUGGACGUGCAGGACUUCUCCCCAGAGGACAUCAUUGUGACCACAUCCAACAACCAGAUCGAGGUCCGCGCAGAGAAGCUGGCCCAGGACGGCUCGGUCAUGAACACAUUCACCCACAAGUGCCAGCUCCCUGAGGACGUGGACCCCACCUCUGUGACAUCAUCACUGGGCGCCGAGGGGACGCUGACAGUGAGGGCCCGAAGACAAGCCGCCAAACACGAACACACGCAGACCUACCGCACGGAGAUCAAGAUUUAA